Molecule: messenger RNA, 2074 nt
Organism: Cavia porcellus (domestic guinea pig)
Lineage: Eukaryota; Metazoa; Chordata; Mammalia; Rodentia; Caviidae
Gene: Armc6
Product: armadillo repeat containing 6
Exons: 8
Coding region: 286-1692 (468 amino acids)
Biological process (GO): hematopoietic progenitor cell differentiation
Molecular function (GO): protein binding
Source: RefSeq, a predicted model, not a curated record
UGGGCGCCGCGGGGAAGGGUUGGUCAUUGCGGCGCCAUUCUCCGGGACCUGUUUAGGGCAAGGGAAGAGUAACAGAAGUCACUUGGGUCCAAAUCGCCCACUGACUUGGCGUCCGCUUCUUUUCAUUCAUUUUAUUCCUUCAUGGGCUCCGCCCUAGACCAUAGAACCAAGGAGGCUAAAGCGGACAGAAGGAUAAAUAAAUAAGUCGAGUCGCCGUAGACUUUGCAAAUAAUAAAAGAACGAUAAGAUGUAAAGCGGGGACGGCUUUCAGCGGCCUAGGCACAGAUGGCCUCCCGGCAUGUCACCCAGGAGACCUUUGAUGCAGCCGUGCGAGAGAACAUGGAAGAGUUCGAGAUGGGGCCAGAGGAGGCUGUGAAGGAGGCGGUGGAGCAGUUUGAGCUGCAAGGUGUGGAUCUGAGCACCAUCAUGAAGGUGGCACCCAGGGCCUCUACUGAUGGAGCCCUGGAGCCCAUAAACGCCUUGUGGCAGGCCCUGGACGACCUGCGGGAGGCUGUGGCCAGCUCCCAGCCCCAGGACGUGUCAGCCCACCUGGCACGCUUCUGCGAGCAAUGCCAUGAACACCGGGCCUGCCGCUUCCUGGCAGCCCAGAAGGGGGCCUACCCCACCAUCCUGGCUGCCUGCAAGCUGGCUGUGGCGGGUGACCGGGACCUCCUACUCAAGGCCCUCAGCGCCCUGGCAGCACUCACUGACGGCCAGCCCGACCUCCUGGAUGCUGAUGGCCUGCAGCUGCUGGUGGCCACACUGGCCCAGAAUACUGACGAGGCUGAUGUGACCUGCUCCGGGAUCCGCUGUGUGCGCCAUGCCUGCCUGAAGCAUGAGCAGAACCGGCAGGCCCUAGUAAAGGCUGGUGCACUGCCCCUGCUGACUGGGGCAAUCGCCCAGCACGGCCGCCGUGCUGAUGUGGUCAGGGAGGCCUGCGGGGCACUGCGGGUCAUGACCUUUGAUGAUGACAUCCGGGUGCCCUUCAGCCACGCCCAUGACCACGCCAAAAUGAUCGUGCAGGAAAACAGAGGCCUAAAGGUCCUCAUCGAAGCUGCCAAAGCCUUCUCCAGCAACCCUGGCAUACUGGGUGAGCUGUGCAGCACCCUGGCCCGCCUGGCUGUGCGCAAUGAGUUCUGCCAGGAGGUGGUGGACCUCGGGGGCCUUGACGUCCUGGUGACCCUGCUAGCCAGCUGCAAUGACCACCAGGAUCUUGUGAAGCAGGUGCUGAGCGCCCUGCGGGCCAUCGCCGGCAAUGAUGAUGUGAAGGAUGCUAUCGUGCGCGCUGGCGGGACAGAGGCCAUCGUGGCUGCCAUGACCCAGCAUCUGGCCAGCCCCCAGGUGAGUGAGCAGAGCUGCGCGGCACUGUGCGUGCUGGCACUGCGCAAGCCGGAGAACAGCCGGGUCAUCGUGGAGGGUGGUGGUGCCCUGGCGGCCCUGCAGGCCAUGAAGGCACACCCACAGGAGCCUGGUGUGCAGAGACAGGCCUGCAUGCUCAUCCGCAACUUGGUGUCCCGGAGCCAGGCCUUCUCCAAGCCCAUCUUGGACCUGGGUGCUGAAGAGCUCAUCGUGCAGGCGCGGGCAGCUCACCAGGACUGCGAGGAUGUGGCCAAGGCCGCUCUGCGGGACCUGGGCUGCCGUGUUGAGCUCCGAGAGCUGUGGACUGGCCAGAAGGGUGACCUGGCACCGUGACCCCAGCCCCUGGUGGCCUUGGCCUUGCACAAGUCACCGGACUUGGGAGUGCUCAGCGCCCUGCCCCUCAGUCCUGUCCCUGCAGUGACUGGGAUGGGAGGGGAGGCAUUAGACGGCCCAGUACAUGUGUUCUCUGGUGUCCCCUGGCAGCUGGCGGGUGAAAUGUCACCAUCCUGCCCCUCUCUGGUGUAACAGAAACUGUCUUGGCAUUUCUUGGGGCAAAAGCCACAUCUUCCCACCUGACUCCUGGGGUUCCACUGCCACUGGUUCAGUGCCUGGUGCCGCUCCCGUGGGGCCGAUGCUGUGCCCAUGGAGCUCAGGUGCCUGGCUCCCCUGGGGAAGCAGUGCAGUGUCCGAUAAUAAAGGUCAUCUGUGAACUCUG